UUUAUAGAAGACAGUGAAGACACACAUUAGAAGAGAUUUAUUCUAUGAAAUAAAUUGUAUAUGCGUUAAACUAGUUGUAACCGAAAACAAAUUGAUAUUGUGUAUCAGAUAUUCACCAACAUCGAUCUGUCCCAGUGGCUCUACCACUUUGUUUCCUUUAUACUUCAACCGAGACCAUUCGUUAUAAAAGGUCUCUAUACUGACCUGCGACGUGAAAACCUGUGGGCAGUCGAGACCAAUAGCUCGUACAGAGCAGUGACGUGGCAACGAGACACUGGAUUCCACUGCCCACAGGUUGUGACAUUGCAGAAAGUAGAUUUGGUCUGGAGAUGUAAAUGUAUCUGGUCAGUUGCCAAUGAAUUUGGUUUCCAGCUUAAUUACGUUGACUUAGAAAUCCUACUUGGACAAACUGGACAUCUUGCCAAAUUGUCAACCUAUGAUCAAUACAAAAUAUCGGCUGUUUAUUACUUCAGAUUUGACGUCGUAUGACGUUGCGAUGGCUGACUAGUCGUGUGAUAUGCCUUAUGGAUUGUCAUCUCUGGGAUCAGGCGUUGAAACUCUACCACCCCUCCCCAUGUAAUAAUCUUCCAAUCUGAAGGGACAUCCGAAACACGUAAAACAUAAUACGAAUGUGGCUCACUGGUGAAAUAAUUUUAGAAUCCUCGACUGGACGAAGUCUAGAUCAAGUACACAUUAAGGACGAUAGCAUUACAAAAAAAAAAAAAAAAAAAAGAAGGCAAGAAAUUCUAGUUCUACUUCCUGCGGAAUUAAUAAACCUACAUUCACCUGUAUAAAGAUAUAAUGUAGAGGAGUUCCGUUUUAAAAGGCUAUGGCGUUUAUGCACAGAAUCCACAAGGCCCUAGUGUUUGUAAGCGCCUCUUCUGUCAUUGCUAUUGUAUUCUUCCUGUUUCCGUCAAACAUCUAUCUCUCAAGUUCACAAGCGAAUUCCUUACUUCUCACUGAGAAAUCAUUCUCAACGCUUAAACCCAAUGACACACAGAUUGUUCAGAGACCCACCGAAUACUUGCCUACAGGUGGCACACAGCUCAUUGAGAGAUCAACCGAGUACUUACGUACGAGUAGCACACAGUUAGUUCUGAUGACCAACUCAUCUUUAAAAGAGAGCGAGCUACUUCGAUCUAAGUACGACAGGUGCCCUGAGUGUUAUCGCGCAGCAGUUCGUGAUGUGAGCGGUGCUUUGGUUGAGGUGCCUUUGUCGAGUCAGCCAGGGCAGCCCCAAGUUUUCAAUAAGCCCAGGGAGAGCGUGGUCAGCUCUUGGGUGAUGCACUCUAUCCUCACGCCUCGUGUCUGCAGUUCCAGUCCACCUUAUCUUCUUGUUCUCCAGAUGUCCGUUCCAUCAGAGAUCAACGCCAGGAAUGCCGUGAGAGAAACUUGGGCCAGCGUGGCCUCGGGGCGAAAAUGGCCAAAUCGCGUUGUCAACGCCGACGUUAAAGUGGUUUUCGUGAUUGGGCAUGGCACCAGCAACGACACAAGGAUUGACAAGGAGGCUGUAUCUGCCGAGUCAGCCACCCAUGGAGACAUUCUCUAUCUGGACAUGAUGGAGUCCUACAGGAACCUGACUCUCAAGGUCGUGUCCUCUUUAUAUUGGGUAAAGGUCACUUGUCCUGGAGUCAGGUUUGUGGCCAAAGUGGACGUGGAUACGUUUGUCAACGUCCCACUUCUGGUAGACACACUUCUGGUAGAGGAGAUCAAGUUGAACUUUGCCAUUUUAGGUUAUGUCUAUAAAAAAGAAAAAAGCGUGGUCCUAAGGGAAGGUGCCUGGGCUGUGAGUGAAUCUCUGUUCCCAGGGCCGUAUUAUCCAGUCUACGCCUCUGGCUGCGCCUACAUUCUAUCUCAAGAAGUGGUUUCAAAGAUUGUGGAGGCUGCUCCAUACAUCCCCAUGCUCCCAGUAGAAGACGUGUUUCUGACUGGCAUCAUGCGACACGUCAUUCAAUGUCAGCUCUUCUCACUGGACCACUACUUCACUCACAAGCUGGACCUGAAGUGGAGCGUGUGCAGCAUGUACCUGGACCAGAAAAUCAUGGGCACAUCUUGUGACGAGGUCAAGCUAAGAGAAGUUUGGGGAAAAUAUCAGCGAAGUGACGGACAGUGCUCUUGAGGACGUAUCUUAGGUGAGGCGUCCCGCGACACAAGAAUUGGACAUUUAUGUGUCUAUCAUGCCGAAAAAAGUUGUACAGCACUGACCAAGACAUUUUGAUAAUUUUAUCAAUGUUUUUAUUUUUAUAAUUUAACUUAAUUUUAAUAAAAAAGUUUAAAUUAAAGAUUUCGAUGCAUUAAAAAAAUUCAAUGCUUUUAUUUCAUGUUUGGAAUAGAUUUAUUUAAGAUGUUCAUCUCUCUGUGGCAUUUUACGUCUCGAGAGAAAAUCUUUCCCUUUGAAACUUCUUGUGUGACUAAAGAGGCCAAUCCUUGAUACACAGCUGCGGUCACAGGUUGGGCAUAUGUAAUCACCAAGAGCUGUUGCAUUUUCACCCUUCUUUCUGCUUCUGUUGUGUAUGGCAUCUGCUAUUCGAAACCCUUCCUUUAUGCUCUCUCUCCAUGUGGAUCUAUCCAGUGCUUCUAUUUUUCCCAGCUGCCAGUGUCGAUUUCUAAGAGCUUCAUGGCGCGUUUGCAUACAUCUGUAUACCGUAAAAGUGGGCGACCAGCGGCUAUCCUGCCUUUUGGAAGUCGACCUACUGGCAUUCUACGAACGUGGCCCAGCCAGCCAAGGCAUUUGCUGCUGGUAACACAGCGAUGUUCUGGCACCCUGCUCUUCGUAGCAUAUGGUUGAAAAAAAAAUAAUUUUUUAUUAGCUUUUUGUUCUAUCCGGUAUACAAAGGACGUGUUGAUAACCUAUUUGUUUUUUUUCAAUGGCGUCUGAUCAUCUUUAUGCACUUUUAGCGCUGCUGAAUCAAAGUUUCUAGACUCUUUCAUUUGUAACACAAAAUAAUUUCAAUAUGGAGGAAGCAUUAGACGUCGCUGUAUGACUAAAAACUUAUUUAAAAGAAAGCAGUAGUUAAGGAGAUUUGAUACGAAUAUUAAAUAUUAACUGCAACGCUUUGCGCUUUUGUUAAAAUUAUGGCCCGAUUCGUUUUGAUUGAGUUGGCAACUGGGAAGCGCACUUUAGCGUCCUUGACAUUAUUUGGUUUAUCGUGAACAAAAUGCUAAUACAAAGUUUUCUGGUCAAUGAUUUUGUGUGUUUUAGUUUUAAUUGUAUUUUGUAUGCUUGUGUGUGUGUGUGUGUUUUAGUUUUAAUUGUAGUUGUGUAUUUUGUGUGUGUGUGUGUUUUAGUUUUAAUUGUAUUUGUGUAUUUUGUGUGUGUGUGUGUUUUAGUUUUAAUCGUAGUUGUGUAUUGUGUGUGUGUGUGUUUUAGUUUUAACAUGUAUUUUGUGUGUGUGUGUGUGUUUUAGUUUUAAUUCUAUUUGUGUAUUUUGUGUGUGUGUUGGCUUACAUAAUUUUUAUUAAUUAUAGCAGAGUGGUCAAACACACAGUGUAAUGGAAUAACAAAUACUAGAAAACCACUAUCUUGGCUUUAUUCAACAAUAUUAGGCUACAGUAAACA
Messenger RNA from Biomphalaria glabrata, 3559 nucleotides. RefSeq names its product beta-1,3-galactosyltransferase 5-like. Gene Ontology annotation, cellular component: membrane. Lineage: Eukaryota; Metazoa; Mollusca; Gastropoda; Planorbidae. The record is from RefSeq and is a predicted model, not a curated record. Bases 830 to 2119 code for a protein of 429 amino acids. Gene Ontology annotation, molecular function: hexosyltransferase activity. The transcript is spliced from 5 exons.